This is a messenger RNA of Funneliformis geosporum, 384 nucleotides long. The record is from the annotation of a GenBank genome assembly. NCBI's taxonomy places the organism in Eukaryota, Fungi, Glomeromycota, Glomeromycetes, Glomerales, Glomeraceae.
AUGGAUGAUAAACAAAUUCGCCAGCGGAUUUACGAAUAUUUGAUAUCUGCUACCUUGAAAGACUGUUCUAUAAUUUUUGCUUUUCAGAAAUCAGAUUAUAACGGACGAGGAAUAAAUACGCAAGGCGUUUCCGGGUUACAAUCUCAAUUUUAUAAUUAUAGUUCAAUUUUCCAAGAAAGACUUCAACAAAUAUCAUUAACUGAAACGCAAUCAGUCAUUUAUCAUAAUUAUAAUGGUUUUUAUAAGCAUUAUAUUUACAAAGUCAAUGUUAUUGAUUUAGAUCCAAAACCUUUGGCAAAAUUACAUUAUUAUAAAGAUUUAGAUACAAACAUUGUAAAGAAUUACUUAAAAUACGCUGCAAUAAAAAAAAAAUGUUCUGAAUGA